Prunus persica (peach) is the source of this 1127-nucleotide messenger RNA. Its product is annotated as polyphenol oxidase, chloroplastic. The coding region runs from base 283 to 981 and encodes 232 amino acids. The record is from RefSeq and is a predicted model, not a curated record. Lineage: Eukaryota; Viridiplantae; Streptophyta; Magnoliopsida; Rosales; Rosaceae. Gene Ontology annotation, molecular function: catechol oxidase activity. The transcript has a single exon.
UUGAAGUUGCCGCAAGAGAUAUCAGUUAUUGGGCUUCCUCUAUGGAUUUGAAAAGGUGUUACACUCUGUAGUAUCCAAUUUCUAAAAUUAAUUAAAUAUUAUCUUGGCGAUUGCAAAUUAAAGUCAUUUUAUUUGGGAAUUUUGCUGGAGAGAUCACAUUAUACAAUUAGUCUUUGUUCUGUUUCUAAUGCCGACACCAACUAGUCAGUCAAACAUUUCGUCGAAUAGUUGAUAGACGAAAGCAACAAUUAAGUAUUAAAAACCCAGAGCCAUCCAUCAGCUAUGGCUUCUCUUUCACUUUCACCUUCACCGCCCUUACCCGUCAUUAUCAAUCGUAAUCGUACCACCGCCUUCUCCGCUUCUUCAAUCUCUCAAAACCCUUCUCGAAUUUCCUUCUUGGGAAAUCGUAAAGCAGCAAGCUUUCUUGUUAAAGCAGCGAAAUUGGAAAGGAGAGAGCUUCUCAUCGCAACUCUAGGAGGGUUCGGAGGUUUCUACUGCGGAUCGAAGAUGAGCCAAGCAACAGGGGAUUUGGGUGAACCAGCAGCAGCAUAUGCGGCCGAGACUUCUUCAGACAACAAGGUUGUGGAACUCACUCAGUUCCCGAUCACUCUUGACUCGGUGAUCAGCGUGGUUGUGCCGCGGCCCAAGAAGUCGAGAACCAAGAAGGAGAAGGAAGAAGAAGAAGAGGUGCUGGCGAUUCAGGGGAUUGAGUUCUUGGCAGACGAGGCUGUGAAGUUCGACGUGCACGUGAACGACGACGAGGACUCGCUGAGUCGACCCGACGAGUCCGAGUUCGCAGGAAGCUUUGUGUAUUUGCCGCAUAAGAGGAAGAGGGUGACGACCAGCCUCAGGCUUGGGAUCACGGACUUAUUGGACGACGUGGGCGCCGACGGCGAUGACAGCAUCAAGGUCACUCUGGUCCCUAAGUAUGUGAAACGACCUGUCACAAUUCGUCACAUCAAGAUCGAGUUUCUGAAGUAGCUUAGGAGUGGAGAGGAGAUGUGCCGUAUGAUCUGUUGUGAUGUCGUUUUUUGUUGUUGUAUUUUCUGUUGUUUAAUGCUUUCUGUAAUUCUGUUUGCUUUCGCUAAUUAGCAGUAAUUAUCCUUAUGGCUUUGUCUAUUUUUUUC